Molecule: messenger RNA, 786 nt
Organism: Tricharina praecox
Lineage: Eukaryota; Fungi; Ascomycota; Pezizomycetes; Pezizales; Pyronemataceae
Product: ESCO1/2 acetyl-transferase-domain-containing protein
Exons: 1
Coding region: 86-580 (164 amino acids)
Biological process (GO): mitotic sister chromatid cohesion
Cellular component (GO): chromatin; nucleus
Molecular function (GO): protein-lysine-acetyltransferase activity
Source: RefSeq, a predicted model, not a curated record
CGCGGCGCCGGCGGCGACGGGGGAUGACUCUGUCGCGGUGGUCACGGGCGAGUCGGCGCCGGCGGAAAAGAGGAAGGUCCGUGAGAUGCUGCAGAUCGUGGAUUCGGAGCUUGGCGCUGCGGAGAUCACAGAUGACGCGCUGUGGCGCGCUGGCAGAUGGAAGGCAUACCUCUUUUCCUCGUCGCGUAGGGUCGUCGGGUUUCUCCUCGCGGAGAGGAUCCAGCGCGGCUAUGUGGCGCGCGGAGGCGCGUCCGGCGCUGUGGUCAUGGGGGAGGAGAGGCCGGCGCUGCUGGGCGUAUGUAGGAUUUGGACUGCGGGGGAGUGGAGGAGGCGGGGCGUCGCGAGGAGGUUGCUCGAGGAGGCAAGGCAGGAGUUUGUCUAUGGUUUGAAGGUGGGCCGGGAGUUGGUUGCGUUUAGCCAGCCCACUGAGAGUGGUGCGGCGUUGGCGAGGGGGUGGUGGGGGGAGUUGAGGGAGGUCCAUGGGAAUAAGGAGAACGGAAAGGAGAAGGCAGAGACAGACGAGACAGAGGAUAAGGGAGAGAGGGGGGAGGGCUGGUUAGUCUAUGUGGAGCAGGACUGACUGUCUCUUGUUGGAUGUCAUCGGUUUUUUGGGUUUGGAAACUUAGAUUCUUUUGGCGUUGCGUAGGGGGUUGACUUUUUGGGUUUUUGGUCCUUUGGUCCUUUUGGAUGUACUUUACUUUUGGGGAUACCCAGUACCCUUGGUCGUAUCAUAGAAGGCAUCAUGGAAUGUUACUAGUCUGGCGAAUACCUACACAGUUCACGGGU